This is a messenger RNA of Trichomonas vaginalis G3, 681 nucleotides long. Its product is annotated as spectrin binding. The record is from RefSeq and is a predicted model, not a curated record. NCBI's taxonomy places the organism in Eukaryota, Parabasalia, Trichomonadida, Trichomonadidae. Bases 1 to 681 code for a protein of 226 amino acids. The transcript has a single exon. Gene Ontology annotation, molecular function: protein binding.
AUGGAAUCAUUGAUUUUCUCAAAGAAAACGACAAACACAUGGGUGAUUCUACAGAAGAAAUCAAAAAAACCUCAAACAGAAAUAAAAACAUUACAAAAUCAAAUACAAAAUGUUUCCAAAGAAACUACAGUCACUCGAACUAAUGAAUCUCACAACUAUUCUGAAGAAUUUUUAACCAGAAUCUCAUUACUUAAGAAAAUUAAUGAUUUUGAAAUUGUUUACGAAUUCUUUGAAGAACUUUCUUCUGAAGAUAAUCACGAAAUGAUUUCAAAGGCUUGUGAAGAAGGUCUUUGGUUAAAAAAGACAAAAUUGGAUGUAAUGAAUGUACUUCAUGUUGCAAGUGAAAAAAGAAAUCUUAAACUUGUCAAAUCACUCAUUGAAUGUGGCUGUGAUAAAGAAACAAAGAAUGAAUAUGGAUGGACUCCACUCAUUUAUGCAUCAUAUUAUAGUCAUCUUGAAGUUGUCAAAUAUCUUAUCUCAGUUGGAGCUGAUAAAGAAGCAAAGUUUGGUAAUGGAAAUAAUCCACUCAUUUGGGCAUCAAGAAAAGGUCAUCUUGAAGUUGUCAAAUAUCUUAUCUCAGUUGGAGCUGAUAAAUAUGCAUGGGAUAAUGAUGUAAAAACAGCACUCUCAUAUGCAAAUAGUAAUGUCAGAGAUUAUCUAAAUUCUAUUGGAGCCAAGUAA